GUGAAACGCAAACCCUCCAAUUCUCGACCGAUCCAUAAGAUCUCUCUCUUGUCGCACGGCAUGGCUGAGAGCGACGCCUCCGCCACAGCAACCGCAGAACCGUUGGCGCCGUCAGAAAAGUCGUCUUCCGAGGCGUCUACCACCGCUCCUCCGCCGGCGGAGAAGCGUGAAACAAAACGGUGGGCCGACGAAGAGGACGACCCUCCGGAGGAGCCCGAGAAGAACGACGACGCGCCUGCGCCCUCUACUUCCAAGCCGGAGGUCAACCUGGCCGAAUUGAAGAUUACCGAGAACAAGUUCCUCGACGAUCCCGAAGACUCUAAUAUCAGUGCCGUUACUUACGGAGACACGCCGUACACAUCCGCGAGUAGUUUCGAGGAUCUGAAACUGUCGCCGGAGGUACUGAAGGGUUUGUAUGUAGAGAUGCAAUUCAAGAAGCCGAGCAAAAUCCAGGCGAUCACUUUGCCAAUGAUUUUGACCCCUCCCUAUAAAGAUCUUAUUGCUCAGGCGCAUAAUGGUUCGGGCAAAACCACUUGUUUCGUGCUCGGGAUGCUCAGUCGCGUCGAUCCCAAUCUCAAAGCUCCUCAGGCGCUCUGCAUUUGCCCCACCAGAGAGUUGGCCAUUCAGAAUAUCGAAGUUCUUCAGAAGAUGGGGAAGUACACAGGGAUAACUGCAGAGUGUGCUGUCCCUACAGAUAGGACGAGUUCUACCUCGACGCAAUCCAGGCCACCAGUUUCGGCACAAAUUGUGAUUGGAACUCCUGGUACAAUUAAGAGAUUAAUGUCGACAAAAAAACUCGGUGUGAGCAAGGUCAAGGUUCUUGUUUUCGAUGAGGCUGAUCACAUGCUUGCUGAGGAUGGCUUUAAGGAUGAUUCUUUGAGGAUAAUGAAGGACAUAGAGAGAUUUAGCUCUCACUGCCAGGUGCUUUUAUUUUCUGCUACAUUUAAUGAAAAAGUCACAAAUUUUGUUUCAAAAGUGAUCAAGGGCGGUGGUAAUCAACUCUUUGUAAAGAAAGAAGAGCUAUCUUUGGAGGCUGUGAAGCAGUACAAGGUGUACUGCCCUGAUGAAUUGGCAAAGAUUGACGUCAUUAAAAGUAAAAUAUUUGAACUGGGAGAGAAAUUGGGGCAGAGAAUUAUAUUUGUACGAACAAAAAAUAGCGCAAGAAUGUUGCACCAGCAACUUGUUCAAGAUGGUUAUGCAGUUACUACCAUUCAAGGUGCCCUCAAUGCUGAAGAUAGAGACAAAAUAGUCAAAGAGUUCAAAGAUGGUUUAACCCAAGUUCUUAUAUCAACUGACCUACUUGCUCGAGGCUUUGAUCAACAGCAGGUUAAUUGUGUUGUCAAUUAUGAUCUUCCAAUCAAAUAUAGAGAGGGCCCCAGGACACGUGAUCCUCCCGAACCUGAUUAUGAGGUCUACUUGCAUAGAAUUGGAAGGGCAGGACGUUUUGGUCGCAAGGGGGCUGUGUUUAACUUGAUUUGCGGUGAUUGGGAUGAAUUGGCCAUGUCAAAGAUUGAGCAGUAUUUUAACAACCCAGUAACAGAGGUUCAAAACACCGAAGAAGCUUUUGAAGGUGCUCUUAAAGCAGCCGGUUUACUGUAACGUAAUGGUCUAUGCAGCAUUAGAACAGCCAGUUUUGCGAAAAGGAAAGAGGCGAAAGCGUUGUAUGCCCAGCCCAGCGGAGGGCAUACCUUACUAAGAAUAUGGUUAUUUAUUUGUUUCUCUUUAUGGACCGGCGGAGAUGCUUGAUGGGUUCGUUUUCUAGUGUCUGUAAAUGUCACUAUUAUUUCAUGACAAAUAUUCACUCAUUCUAGUUAGUUUGUGCCAUGUUUGUAUGAAAGGUUAAAUCAUUUAGCGA
Messenger RNA from Pyrus x bretschneideri (Chinese white pear), 1855 nucleotides. RefSeq names its product DEAD-box ATP-dependent RNA helicase 38-like. Gene Ontology annotation, molecular function: ATP binding; RNA helicase activity; RNA binding. NCBI's taxonomy places the organism in Eukaryota, Viridiplantae, Streptophyta, Magnoliopsida, Rosales, Rosaceae. The coding region runs from base 61 to 1599 and encodes 512 amino acids. Gene Ontology annotation, biological process: poly(A)+ mRNA export from nucleus. The transcript has 8 exons. Gene Ontology annotation, cellular component: cytoplasmic stress granule; nucleus. The record is from RefSeq and is a predicted model, not a curated record.